Selaginella moellendorffii is the source of this 2236-nucleotide messenger RNA. RefSeq lists its product as uncharacterized. The record is from RefSeq and is a predicted model, not a curated record. NCBI's taxonomy places the organism in Eukaryota, Viridiplantae, Streptophyta, Lycopodiopsida, Selaginellales, Selaginellaceae. The coding region runs from base 211 to 2058 and encodes 615 amino acids. The transcript has a single exon. Gene Ontology annotation, molecular function: oxidoreductase activity; FAD binding.
GGGAUCCGUCGAUCCAUGAAACGCGGGAUCUCAAAGAAUAUAGCUAGGAAGCUCGCCACCGAAACGAUAUAAAUCACUAGUCCAAGACAUUGAUAACACGUUCCCAUCCACUCCCAUCACCAUUUCUUUUCAUCACCAAUCCAUCCGAUAGAAAGAGAGAUCAUCCAUUUGACUAGCUCUUGGGAGCUUUCCAUCGAGGAAUCGAGAAAAAUGCCGUCGUUAACGAUCCACAGGCCAGCAUUUCUAGCAGUUUUCCUCUCGAUCAUCGCGAUUUCCUUGCAAUUGGCAGCACCCUCCUCGAUCUAUCACGAGUUGGAGGCGAACCAAUCCUGCCGAUGCACGGCAUUCAAUAGCAGCUGCUGGCCCAGCGCCCAAUCCUGGCAGGAUUUCAAUCGAUCCAUCGAUGGCCGCCUCAUCGCGCUCUCCCCUCCAGCCUCCCCCUGCCACGAUCCCAACUUCAACGCGCAGGCCUGCAGGACCGCGCAGCAGCGAUGGGGCUUUCCAUUCUGGCGCGCCGAUCAGCCCGGCGCGAUGCAAGCCAGCAACUGGGAAGCCCUCGGCCGAUUCACCUGCUUGAUCAAUUCGCCCAGGAACUCCACUUGCUUCCAGGGCUCUGUCGCCACCUACGCGGUGAAUGCCACGGAAUCCCGCCACAUCCAGGCCGCGAUCGCGCUCGCCCAGGCCAGGAAUCUCCGGAUCGUGAUCAAGAACACCGGCCACGACUACCUGGGGCGAUCCACCGCGCCGGGAGCUCUCAUGAUCUGGACGCACAACUUGCGAGAGAUCGUCUACCACGAGAAAUUCGCGCCGAUGGGCUGCACCAUCCGGGCCGAGGAUCCUCCGGCGAUGACCAUCGGGGCGGGGAUCCAGUGGGAGGAUCUCUACGCGGCGGCGUUCAAUCGAAACCAUGUCGUGGUGGGCGGCGGAUCUUCCUCGGUGGGCGGCGCUGGCGGGAAUCCCAUGGGCGCCGGGCAUGGCCCUCUCUCGCCGCUCCACGGUCUAGCCGCGGACAAUGUUCUUGAGCUCAAGCUCGUCACUGCCGAUGGGCGAUUGAUCGUCGCGAAUCGCUGCCAGAACCGCGAUCUCUACUGGGCUCUGCGCGGCGGCGGGGGUGGAACGUUUGGAGUCGUGGUCUCUCUCACCCAUCGCCUCUAUCCACCUCUCACGAACAUCGUGUAUGCGAGCUAUAGCUUCAUGGCAUCGUCCAGGAGAGCGUUCCGGGAUCUCCUGGUGAAAUUCACGGAGCUCCAUCCAUCGCUGGAGAGGGCCGGGUGGUCGGGCGUGUUCGCCAUGAGCAAUGUCACGGCUCUCAGCAUGACCUAUCUCCUGCCCAACAGGAAUGUCUCCUUCGCCAACGCCACGCUCGCGCCGCUGGAGAGAUUCGCGCAGUCCAGUGGAUCAUCGAUCCAGCUGAACGCGAGCUUGCAGAAUUUCCCCUCGUUCCAGCAGUGGCACCUCGUGAUCCAGUGCGGCGGCGCGCCGGAUUGCCGCGAGCUCAACUCCUCCACCACGCAAUCGCUCGCCACCGCUGGAAUCCCUCUCUUGCUCGCCUCGCGGCUCAUCCCAAGAGCCACGAUCCAGUCCUCGCCAAACGCCACCGCCGACGCUUUCAUCGCGAUCCAGGACAGAUUCCCGCUGGUGUCCAUCACCGGGAUCUUCGUCGCGGGUGGAUCCGUGAGCCGCCCGAGGAACAACGCUGUGAAUCCAGCUUGGAGGAGAGCGCUGUGGCAUGUGAUCCUCGGGAUCAGCUGGAUGGAACUGGGCGAUCUGGAAGAGGAGCGCAUCGCGGCCAGGAAUGUCAGUGCCGCGAAUCAAUUCCUAGUGGAUCUUACUCCAGGAUCGGGGGCGUAUGGGAACGAGGGGGAUUUUAACGAGCCGCGGUGGCAGAGGACGUUCUUUGGGGCGAGCUAUCCGCGAUUGCUAGCGAUCAAGCGGAGGGCUGAUCCGGCGGGGAUGUUUAGAUGCCGGCACUGUGUGGGAAGUGAGAUUUGGAGCGAGGAUCUCAAUUGCCCUGCUGGGAUUGCCCAAGAGGAUCAACCGCUUGUUUCGAGUUUCUAGCUCACCAAGCAGCUAAACAGGCUUUUGGGGUUGUUUCGAGUCACUUCGGAAUAAGAAUUACAGCAGCAGAAAAUCUAAGCUUUUCACUUCUUUGAUGCUAUGGCUGGAAUAGCGUCAUUGUUGAAAUAGCCCGAACCUAAAUCUUAAAAACAUGUGAAUAAAGUGCGUGUCUGCUAAG